CAAGUAAAAAAAAUCUGGCGCUAACCGCUAGUCUCACAUAACACAUUGUCUUGUAACCGUGUCCUACUGAAGUCCAAUACUAAAAAAAUCACUACUUCCAUUCGCGGCCAUGGAAUCUCUUCAUCUGCAUCUUCAGGGUCACCCCGUGGCCCAAUUCCGGCCGAACACCGACAAAAUCCGCCUCAGACUCAUCGAAAAGGGUGUCCAACCAGCCCCAAAGAUCGUCCACACCCUCCGCAAGAAGGAAAUCCAAAAACACAACCGAAAGCUGAAGGCCCGGCCCGCUCCUCCCCUCACCCCGGCCCAGGCCCAGGCCGCGGCGGAGGAGCAGCACUUCGAGACCAUUAAACGCGAGUUCCGAAGAGUCAUGGCGGGGAAGCCCUGGGAGGGGAUUCAGAAGGUCGAGUUCUUGGAGAAGGCGAGGCCGGAAAGGGAGUGCAGAGGAGGAGUAAAGCUUAGAAGAGAGAGCUUGAAUGAGCUGAAGGAGAUGUUUGAGGCGCGGAAGAUGGAUGAGUUGAAGUGGGUUUUUGACUCUGACCUUGAGAUUGAUGAGGUUUGGCUUGAUGAAGGGUAUGGGGUAAGGGGCAAGACUCGGAACCGCAGCGAGGGUGAGGUUAUAAGGUUUCUCGUUGAUAGUCUGAGUGAUAGGGAGAUUAUUAUGAAGGAUUGGAAGUUUUCGAGGAUGAUGAAGAUGUCAGGAUUGCCAUUUACUGAGGAACAGUUAUUGAGGAUUGUGGAGCUGCUUGGUUUUAAACAUUGUUGGAAGCAAGCUCUUUCUGUGGUUCAAUGGGUCUACAACUAUAAGGAUCACAGGAAGUUUCAAAGCAGGUUUGUAUAUACAAAACUUCUUUCAGUUCUUGGGAAGGCAGGCAGGCCAAAGGAGGCCCUUCAAAUUUUCAAUAUGAUGCGUGAAAACAUCCAUAUAUAUCCUGAUAUCGCUGCAUAUCACAGCAUUGCUGUUACGCUUGGUCAAGCUGGUCUUCUGAAAGAGUUGCUAAAUACUGUGGAAUGCAUGAGACAGAAACCCAAAGCAUUUAUGCAUCGCAAGAACUGGGAUCCAGUUCUUGAACCUGAUCUGGUUAUAUACAACGCUGUGCUUAAUGCUUGUGUUCCAUCAAAGCAGUGGAAAGGUGUGUCAUGGGUGUUUAAGCAACUGAGGAAAAGUGGUCUGAAACCUAACGGAGUAACUUAUGGACUUGCAAUGGAGGUAAUGCUGGAAUCGGGCAAUUAUGACCUUGUCCAUGAGUUUUUUGGAAAGAUGAAGAGAAGUGGGGAAGCAAAAGCCCUUACUUAUAAAGUGUUGGUGAGAACCUUCUGGAAGGAAGGUAAAGUUGAUGAAGCUGUGAAAGCCGUCAGGGACAUGGAAAGAAGAGGAGUUAUUGGAACAGCCAGUGUAUAUUAUGAACUAGCUUGUUGCCUUUGCAACAAUGGGAGGUGGCAAGAUGCUAUUCUGGAGGUUGACAAUAUUAGAAGUCUUCCUCGUGCCAAGCCUUUGGAGGUUACUUUCACUGGCAUGAUUAAGGCUUCCAUGGAUGGUGGACAUAUUAAUGAUUGUAUAUGUAUAUUUGAAUACAUGAAAGACCACUGCGUUCCUAACAUAGGGGCCAUAAACACAAUAUUGAAAGUUUAUGGCCAAAAUGAUAUGUUUUCUAAAGCCAAAGUUUUAUUUGAGGAAGUCAAAGUAGCCAAAUCAGAAUUUUAUGCCACCCCAGGGGGUGGUAAUAGCUCUGUUGUCCCAGAUGUGUACACAUAUAACUCAAUGUUGGAAGCUUCAGCUAGUGCACAGCAAUGGGAAUACUUUGAGCAUGUGUACAGAGAGAUGAUUGUUUCCGGCUAUCAACUGGAUCAAGAUAAACACUUGCCAUUACAUGUUAAAGCUUCAAGAGCUGGCAAGUUGCAUUUACUGGAGCAUGCAUUUGACAAUAUUCUGGAAGCCGGAGAAAUUCCUCACCAUCUUUUCUUUUUUGAAUUGGUGAUUCAAGCUAUAGCUCAGCAUAAUUAUGAGCGAGCUGUUAUUUUAAUCAACACCAUGGCUUAUGCGCCAUUCCAAGUGACUGAAGAACAGUGGGCAAACCUGUUUAAGGAGAGUGAAGACAGAAUUAGUCUUGAAAAUCUAGAGCGGUUGUUGGAUGCUCUUGGUAAUUGUGAUGUUGUUUCAGAACCAACGGUCUCUAAUUUAACAAGAUCAUUGCAAGUUCUUUGUGGAUUAUGUACAUCUAGAAACUUCUCCAGCAUAAUCCUUUUUGGAAGUGAAAAUGCUGUCAAUGGUCUGAAUGAAGGAAUUGAUGAUGAUGGAAAUGUGCCAAAAAUUUCCAGAAGAAUGAUGAUUGAAAGUGCUGAAUCUGAGAAAGAUAUUCUUGUUGGUAAUUACCAUGCUGAACCGGAAACGAUUGCCUUUAAUUGUGAUCAAGUCAGUGGAGGAGAUAAUAACAAUGUCAUGCUUUUCAGGCCUCAAAACUCUGAUAUUGAAGAUGGAAUAAGUUCAUAUGCUGAUAGUCUGGAAUGCACUAAUAAUCUAGCACUUGACAAGUUCUCCGAUGAAUUGAAUGAGAAGCUCUGGGAUGAUGGAAGCUCUGAAGAUGAUGCUGGUGAGGAAGUAAUUGACAACCCCUCAGCAUAUGAAAUAUUAGAAGUAUGGAAGGAAAUGAGAGAGGAGGAUGGGAGUUUGUUGCACUCUGAACUUGCUUGUGGCUAGUGAUUGUGAGUUGCUUUAGUGUUUAACAUAUGCUAGCUGAACUGUGAACAGGGAUAGGAAGAUGUAGCAAUUUUAUCGUAAAUUAGCUUGUUCUGAUCAAGUAUAGUGAUAUCUGGUACGAUGUUAUUGGAACAAGAGAAUGCAAUUAAAACUUGUAAAUGUUAGCAAACUUUCCCUUGGUCACAAUUUUUUUGUUAGAGGCGGAGGCACAGGGGGAUUAUUUUGCAAUACUUAUGUAAAAGAUAGGGACUAUUUUGAAUUUUUCAUUAAGUUAGGGACUAAUAUACAACAGAGGUACAAAGUCAGGGACUAAA
Molecule: messenger RNA, 3009 nt
Organism: Glycine soja
Lineage: Eukaryota; Viridiplantae; Streptophyta; Magnoliopsida; Fabales; Fabaceae
Product: pentatricopeptide repeat-containing protein At5g67570, chloroplastic-like
Biological process (GO): chloroplast organization
Cellular component (GO): chloroplast
Molecular function (GO): protein binding
Source: RefSeq, a predicted model, not a curated record